CAUCAGUACGACAGAAUGGAGCGGAAGCCUAUUACGUUUCCAAUGGAUGGCCUUCCAUUCACACUGGAGGACGAGCGAGUGGAGAAGAAGUCGCAUAUCAUCAAUGGGGAAGCCGCCUAUCGGGACGCUGCUGGCAAUGCGCAUCCAGUCAUACGCCAGUUCAUCUUGCGCUGCGGCAUAGUCAACUAUCUGGGCAAGGUUUUGAAGCAACGCUGGACCGAUUGGCACAACCAAAUGCUGCAGGAGAAUGCGCUUAAGCAGGGCGAAGAAGAGGAGGAGGCGGUCCAGAAGCAGACUGCAGCCAAGGAGGAGCUGCACAACAAAGAGAUUAACGAUCUGUUCAAUUACAUCUCGGAUAAGCAGGACAUGUGGAACUGCAAGGAGUACUUCAAGGUCAAGGACGCUCUGGAGCUGGCCAACAAGGAUCUAAUCAAGUUUGCGCCCUCCAAAUUGGAGGAUUAAAGCGAUCGCAUGGACUUUUCUCCAAAAACAAUAACAAUAUUUCAGUCAAUUAAAACAACAUUAAUGCCAUCAA
Messenger RNA from Drosophila subobscura, 535 nucleotides. RefSeq lists its product as uncharacterized. The coding region runs from base 16 to 462 and encodes 148 amino acids. The transcript has 2 exons. Lineage: Eukaryota; Metazoa; Arthropoda; Insecta; Diptera; Drosophilidae. The record is from RefSeq and is a predicted model, not a curated record.